Messenger RNA from Athene cunicularia (burrowing owl), 3115 nucleotides. It is a transcript of the gene FBXO8, whose product is annotated as F-box protein 8. The transcript is spliced from 6 exons. Lineage: Eukaryota; Metazoa; Chordata; Aves; Strigiformes; Strigidae. Gene Ontology annotation, molecular function: protein binding; guanyl-nucleotide exchange factor activity. Gene Ontology annotation, biological process: regulation of ARF protein signal transduction. The record is from RefSeq and is a predicted model, not a curated record. Bases 210 to 1169 code for a protein of 319 amino acids.
CCUUGGCUGUUACUGCCUACCCCCACAAACUGGUCACUGCACAUCACUGCUCAGCAGGGGCAAUAGCAGCAGCAGCUGGAGCAGCAGGAGUCUUGAUGGGUUUAUGCCUGUGGUCCCAAAUGCCAGUUCUGGCACACCUGCUAGAUUAAUAGUGCUAGAUUUUGGCGUAAUGGUGCUUGGUGAUCCUCCUUUGGGAUGAAAGCUCGCAGAUGGGUCAGGGACUCUGGAGAGUUGCUAGGAACCAGCAACUACAACACCAAGGAUACAGUGGACAAGGCUAUCUUACCAGAGAACAUGGUAGGAGGAUAGCUUCUAACAAUGUUUCCAAUACAAGCCAUCGCAAACAAGCCCAAGGAGGCAUUGACAUCUACCACCUGUUGAAGACAAGAAAAUCUAAAGAACAAGAAGGAUUCAUUAACUUGGAAAUGCUGCCACCGGAGCUUAGUUUUACCAUUUUGUCAUACCUGAAUGCAACUGAUCUCUGUCUAGCCUCAUGUGUCUGGCAGGAUCUUGCUAAUGAUGAGCUUCUUUGGCAAGGGUUGUGCAAAUCCACUUGGGGUCACUGUUCUAUAUACAAUAAGAAUCCUCCUCUAGGAUUUUCUUUUAGAAAAUUGUAUAUGCAGCUAGAUGAGGGCAGUCUCACCUUUAAUGCCAACCCUGAUGAGGGAGUCAACUACUUUAUGUCCAAGGGCAUACUAGAUGAUUCACCAAAAGAAAUAGCUAAGUUUAUCUUUUGCACAAGAACACUAAAUUGGAAGAAGCUGAGAAUCUACCUUGAUGAAAGGCGAGAUGUUUUGGAUGACCUUGUGACGCUGCACAACUUCAGAAAUCAGUUCUUGCCAAAUGCACUGAGAGAGUUCUUCAGACACAUUCAUGCUCCUGAGGAGCGUGGGGAGUACCUUGAGACUCUCAUAACAAAGUUCUCUCACAGAUUCUGUGCUUGUAACCCUGAUUUGAUGAGAGAGCUUGGCCUUAGCCCCGAUGCAGUUUAUGUACUAUGUUACUCUUUGAUUCUACUUUCCAUUGAUCUAACAAGCCCUCACGUGAAGAACAAAAUGUCAAAGAGGGAGUUCAUCCGAAAUACACGACGAGCGGCACAGAAUAUUAGUGAAGAUUUUGUAGGGCACCUUUAUGACAACAUCUACCUUAUUGGCCAUGUGGCUGCCUAAAAGCACAAUUUGCUAGCACUUAAAACUUGUAAUUUACAAAAACUACAUCAGUUCAAGAAAUUAAUUAUUUUGUAGAGAUGGGGGUUAUUUUAGUGCUGGUCAUUCUAACCUCUGUAUGCAAUCAAAGUUUGUGUGUGUAUGUGUAAACUACCUUUUCUAUCUAUUUACUGUUGGAACAGAAGGAUUUGGAGAUCUGUUUUUCAUAAUUUUUUUAGUUUUGCACAAAACAAUUCCAUUAGUCUGACACAGCCAUUUAUGAAUGUUAAACUGACAUUACAGUCUAAGCUGACAAAGUGGUGAAUUUGUGCGUUAGAUCUGCUUGAAACUUUAAUAAGUUCAUUCUUUUUAGACUACCAUGUAAUGUGUAUAUAUUUAACUAAAGAGAUUUAUAAUCAUGAUUAUUUUAUUGUAAAAUAUUUUAACUAAAAUUUCUCCUUUUAUCUCUUAAAAUAGUGUUGUACUUCUUUCUUUUGCAUUUUCUUACAGUGCUGACUACCUCAGAUACAAAAGUUAGAGAAACAUUAUUCUGAAUACUACGAUAAAGUUUAUUCUAGUAGAUUACAGAACACUUGUAAAAUAUCUAAGAUGAUAUUUAAUAUUCUCUUGACUAACUGAAUUAGCACAUUGGCAAUCUGCCUUUCACUCAAUUUUGAAGAAGAUUACAGCCUCUAUUUUAGGUGAACCCUGAUGUCGUACAGGGAUAGCCUAGGUAAAUUGUACAGAUUACAUAGAGCUAACCUAUACCACAGACACUAGUUAUUUGGAUCAUAGGACAAAAAGCAUCUAUUUAGCACAGUGAACAAGGAACAAUCUCAGCAGGGUGCAUGGUAGGGGUAGCUAAUGUGUUGCAGCUUUCAGCUGCUUCCCUCGGUCUAGAACUGUCAAUGAUGGAAGUGCCGAGGCAAGUAUGUACCAGAUGACUCAUUGCUAAAGCUGUUACAAACUGACUGUGCAAGAUCCAAGCCGUGACUGUGCAGGAUUGGAGAGCUGUUUCAGACUCAGAUACUGAAUUACUCUCUAAAUCUGUCAUAGAGCUAGAUUUUAAAUAGUUCUAAAUGUAUGAAAAUACUUCAAAAAUGGUUUUGGUCGGAUUGUGUCUUACAUUUUCUGAAGCCUGUAGGCUAUUAGCAGUACAACUGCCGUGCAUGUGCAGGAAUUGAAUGAGGAUUUGCCUGGUUUUUGUUCAGAUGACUCAUAGAGCAGUACUUUUCUUAAAUUGACAUAAUAUGUAGUUGAAAUCAGAGCUGUUCCUGAUUAUGUUUGUUUACAUAAUACUGAGCUAUUGCUAGCAUCUGGAUUCAUCAUGGUAACAAGUAGAUUUAUCCUUUUUCCCUACCACACCAUGAGGUGAGGUAGGAAGAUAUUCUUAGUUCUAUUUUACAGAUUAAUAUGAUUUUUUUAUGUAGGAAGCCUAUGGCAAAGCCAGGAAUUGAAUGCAGGUCAUACUCCUCACAGACACGCACUAUGCCCACACUGCUGCUUUCCAUUUGGCACCUAGGGGGUGUUACAUUUGUCUUAGAUAUGAGAAGAUGACAGUAACAGUCCACAUAAGGUCCACAUAAAUGACAGGGAUUAAAAAAAUGUAGCUACUGCUGCUAUUUCAAGUGUUAGUACAUUUUGUUUGUAGCUCUGGUCCACAUGCAAAAAUGCAGCCAGAAAAAGUUGUAUUUUUUUAUUAUGUUACCUUUAAGUGUAAAUGCAAUUUGUAUUUGUGUACUGUACACAGCCAAAGCCAGGAGCCAGCAAUAAAUGCAGCCAUCCUCCAGACAGGUUUUAUAAUAUCACUCCCCUCUCUUUGGAUAACUUCUCAUUACUUCAUCCAGUGUCAUUUCAUGUAUUUCAGAAAGCUCAAGGAUGCAUUUUGCAGUAGUCAAUUGAUCUCAAACACAAAUAAAGGGUAUAUGGUACACUGAGGAGCUUUGAAGGCACAGGUAUCUGGUCCUGUU